AUUGUUGUAUGCCGAUUUGAUACGGAUGAUAUGGAUAAAAUAUAAGUUGAAUAAAAUGAAGUAGAAGUAAUGAAUGAUAAGCCCUAGCAAUAUGAAAAUGCCUUGAUAAUCUAGUCUUCCAAUAUGGCAAAAACUGAUCAUCACAAUGAUAGGAAAAACUUAAACAAUACCCAAAUAGUUAUAACAAGUCUGACUGCUGGUGCUAUAGCAGGUGCUUUAGCCAAAACAACGAUUGCUCCACUUGAUAGAACAAAAAUCAAUUUCCAAAUAGGGAAUAAGUCAUACUCAACUAAAAAAGCCUUCAAGUUUUUAGUGAAAACUCUCAGAACAGAAGGAUUUUUUGCAUUAUGGAGGGGAAACAGUGCCACAAUGGCAAGAAUUGUGCCUCAUGCAGCCAUUCAGUUUACUGCUUACGAGCAAUGGAAAAAAAUAUUGAGGGUAGACCAAGCUCAAGGACGAUCUCCUGGAAAAUUAUUCUUGGCAGGUUCUCUUGCUGGAGUGACCUCUCAAACGAUUACCUACCCCCUUGAUCUUGCCAGGGCUAGGAUGGCUGUUACCCCAAAACAAGAAUAUGCAACCUUACGAGACGACCUAAACAUGUCUCUGUGGGCCAAAGUGCAGCAACUCCCUCCAGGGAGUCUACAACAGAUCUAUGGAGAUCAUUUUCCCAUUGAAGUCAGGCAUUAUCUUGCUCAAUACAUUGAAGAAAAGUUUUGGGAUCUUGAACCCCAACCAGAUAACCCACAACAUGAACAAUAUAUUGCAGGUUUAGUCAAUUCUUUGAUUCAGGAAAUAGAAAACAAAGCUGCAGUUGUUACUGAUGCUGAGUAUUUUUUAACAAAACUCAAGCUUGCUGAGGCUGCUAAAAUGUUUAGACAAAGAUACAGUGCAAGUCCUGUGCAACUUUUCAAUCACAUUAGGAAUUGUCUAGCUGCAGAACUGAGGUUAGUUCAAGCUGCUGGCGGCGAGAAUAUAACUGGUUUGCCCAGUUUGGUACUUUCCAAUUCAGGAGCAGAGGUCUUGCAAAAAGUCAGCAUUUUGAGAAGCAGAACACAGAAUACUGCUGAGGAUUUGAGAAAAAUGGAACAAGAAUUAGAGUCAUUUGCUCUUCUGUAUCAUGAAUGUACAAAAGUGACUGCGCAUCUGCAGCAGCUGUCGACGCAACCGAACGCGCAAACGCCGGCCAACAUCCAGCAGCUGCAGCGACAGAAGGAGAAGCAGGAGCAGUUGCUCAACCAGAAGGUGGCCGGGCUGAUGCAGCUGCGCAUGGCCCUCGGCGAGAAGCUGCAGGAGACGUACCAGCUGCUGUCGCAGCUGCAGACGCACGUCCUGGACGAGGAGUUGACGAGGUGGAAGAGGGAGCAACAGUUGGCCGGCAACGGGGCCACUUUCAAUAGCAAUUUGGACACCAUACAGGAGUGGUGUGAGAGUUUGGCAGAACUCAUUUGGCUGAACCGCCAACAAAUCAAGGAAGUCGAAAGGCUGAAACAGAGAGUACCCCUGGAUCCACCGGGAGUGAUCGACAUAUUACCACAGCUUCUUCAAGAAUUCACACAACUCUUAUCUACGUUGGUAACGUCGACAUUCAUCAUCGAAAAACAACCCCCGCAAGUUUUAAAAACUAACACAAGAUUCACAGCUACUGUACGAUUAUUGGUUGGUGGGAAACUUAACGUGCACAUGACUCCACCUCAAGUCAGGGUGACAAUUAUAUCAGAAUCGCAGGCGAUAAUGCAACUGAAGAAUGACAAGCCCUGCAAAAGUGGCGAGAGCUCUGGGGAGAUCCUGAACAACACCGGAACCAUGGAAUACCAACAGAACACCCGCCAGCUGUCGGUCAGCUUCCGCAACAUGCAGCUGAAGAAGAUCAAGCGCGCCGAGAAGAAGGGCACCGAGAGCGUCAUGGACGAGAAGUUCUCGCUGCUGUUCCAGUCGCAGUUCAGCGUCGGCGGCGGCGAAUUGAUGUUCCAGGUGUGGACGCUCAGUCUGCCGGUGGUGGUGAUCGUCCAUGGCAACCAGGAUCCGCACGCCGUGGCGACGGUCACGUGGGACAACGCGUUCAGCGAGUCGGGUCGUGUGCCGUUCGCCGUGCCCGAUAGGGUGCCCUGGAACAAAGUGGCCGAGAUGCUGUCGCUGAAAUUCAGGGCGGCCACCGGCCGAUGCCUCACCGAGGACAACCUGCGCUUUUUGGCCGAGAAGGCGUUCCGCGGCAAUUACAACGAAACGAGCAACGCGACGCUCAGCUGGGCGCAGUUCUGCAAGGAACCGCUCAGCGAGCGGAACUUCACCUUUUGGGAGUGGUUCUACGCUAUCAUGAAGUUGACGAGGGAGCAUUUGCGGGGGCCGUGGGUCGAUGGUGCCAUAAUGGGGUUCGUGAGAAAGAAACAAGCCGAAGAAAUGCUGUCUAGCUGCAAUUGCGGUACAUUCCUGUUGCGUUUUUCAGAUAGCGAAUUGGGCGGCAUAACGAUUGCUUGGGUGUCAGAUUCUUGUGAGGUGUUCAGUUUGCAGCCAUUCACUCACAAAGAUUUCAUGAUUCGCUCGCUAGCGGAUAGAGUUGCUGAUUUGAAUCAUCUCGUCUGCUUGUACCCCGACAUUUCCAAGGAUAUUCCCUUUGGAAAAUAUUACACCCCUUUCCAAGACAAUCAACCGACGUCUAAUAACGGUUACGUGAGGCCGCAACUGGUGACGCACGUGCCCGGUUUCACGGGAAUGAGCUACCCCAACACCCCCCAACACCAGUUCAUGCAAUCCCCUGACCCGACCAGAGAUACCCCAUCGGUGGCGAGCAGGUGAGUCGACUUUCGGUGUAGGUUUUAUAGAUUAGGCCAAUAAACAUGGGUUUGUUUUGAGUAAUUGAUAAUUAAAUCUUGCUGUUUCAUAAGUUUCAUCAAUAUAUUUCCUGAAUUUUUGUGCUAUUACCCAGCAUUCUUUGUCCCAGUGAUAGUAGAAUUAGAAUGAAAAAGUAAAGAGUUAUAACUCACCGCCCAGUAAAGACCACUCUCUUUGUUCCAUAGUUAUAUCAAGCCAUUUGUUAUGAGGCUGAUUACUAGUAAGUGUGUUGAUGAUAUUCGAUGAGUAUGCUUUUAUAUGAAUGAGAGCAGGAUCUCAAGUUCUGUAUUGAAUUUUCAAAAAAAAAAUUCUCAAAAUAUCCACCUACUUCGUGGAUUUGAAUUGAGCAGAUCAUUUUUGUAGAAUAUUGUCACAUACUAUCUAGUUUAUAAUAAUAUACACGUUGGUUGAUGCAGAUUUUGUAGCAGCACUUUUACAAAAUGAUUUUUCAGAAGUCAAGUUCCUAUAAAUAGACUUUCAGAGUUGAGUAGAACUGUUAGCGUUAUCUGAUCAUCAGUUGCUGAGCAGAUGAAACGACUACUAAUAUGAACUUUUCUCCUGAUGAUGGCUUAUAUCAACUGUUGGAGUACUGCUAUGAAAUACUGACCUUGUAUAUUUAAAGAAACUAUCACUACUCCUGUAGAAUAUCAAUCAGAGUUAGAUUAGCUUGGACCGAAAACAAUAAAAAUUAAAAAUACGAAGUAUACUUUGUUGAUAAUGGAGCAAAUUAGUGGAGUAGAAAUAUAACUUAAGUGUUCUGUUUUUCUUCUUUGUACCAUAGAUUUUCCUUGGUGAGGAAUUUCAUAUAUUUUGUGUUAUGUCUAUAGAAAUACCUGUAUAGAAAGAUUUUAAGUACAAAUUGAUUUUUUUUAUUAACUUAUCAGAAGAGUGCAAUAUACUCAUAAUUUGUGAAUAUCGAUUUAUUGAUAUAUUAAUUAUUGGUGCUUCUGAGUUUUUAUCAUUGAUAUUUUAGAUUGUAUUUUCAUCCAUAGGUUAGGAUGAUUUUACCAUUAUUUGACCUAUCCCCUUCCUGUUCUUUCUCAUUACUUUUUCUUAUCGAAACUAUUUGCUUUACAAAUGAUUUUGUAAUGGUUUAUGUUUACCUCUCGUUUUUUCAUAGGUGAUAUUUUUAGAAGAAUAUUGAGCUCGUUGCCCUAUUUAUUCAAAAUAUAGGCAAUCCUUAUGUUUUGAUAGUCUUAUAGAUAUUUAUGUAUAUGGUGAAACCAUCACAGCUGCUGAACUGACGAACGAUCAUUAUAGAAACAAAAAAAAACAUCUUGAGAAUGAUUGCGUAAAUAGUAUGUACAUAUCAAAUAUUUGCAAUUACUAUUUGUUUUACAAAUUUAUAAUUGAAGGUCAAUCGCCGAAAUUAAAACUACUGAUAAAAUCGCAUUUACCAUUUUAUCGUGCAAAAUAACUUGGGACAAAGGUUAGAUGUCGAAUUUUGGCCAUUUUACUUAUUUAACCGCUGCAAAGUUCAGAAUAUACAUGGUGUUCCUAAAUGUCAUGUGUACUUUCUUCGUUUUCGAGGUGUUUAGGUUGGGCAUAUCGAUUGACUUUCUAAUGAUCACUGUAUGAACUUUGAAAGUCCAUGACCGGUAAAUUCUGGAAAUUUCAAAAUUCUAGGUAUUACUUUCUUUAAUAUUGACAUGGGAUUUAGGAUCACCCUAUAUGAAAUGUGAUGGUUUCAUUCAUAUGAAAAUCGCCUAAAUUAUCAUGUGCCUCCCUGUUGAAUGUUGAUCAAUUUGUAGAUGUGAUAUUUUAUGCACUUUGGGCAAAUUAGAUAUUUUCAUACAUUAGGUGUCACUUUGAGCAGUACCAGCCAAGGUUUUAUCACAAAUCUACUUGAAUGUGUUUUCAAAGGUUCAAUGUUAUGUUAUGACACCGUGCUAUUUAUUUGUUCAUAACUUUUUAUUUUGUUGAAUGGUCUAUUGUGCUCUUCAAAGUGACCCAAUGUAUAUUGUUGAAAAAUAAAAAUAUUAGAAUUUUACAUUAAAUAUAAACCUAACAUGCAAAUUCGAUAUCACUUGAAACACAAAAUGUUUUCCAAUUCACCCAGAUUUCUGGCACUCUUUUCACACUUUCCAUCAUUUGAGAUGAAGAGCGCACAGAUUUCUCAAUGUCUAAAGGAAAAAACCAAAUGAAAUUAUAGCACUCUGAAAGUUGUUGAGAUAUUUAUUGAUAUAGUUGUAUGACAUAAAUUCAUUGUGUUACCAAGUUUUUGUUUAUAUUUUGCAUUUAUGGUAGUGGAUUUUUUUUUUGUUUUGGAAUAUUUUACUUACUACAAAAUGAAAAUGGAUAGUUGGCUGUUUGCUAUACAGUUGCUAUGAAUUUACAAUAGUAUUUUCAUGUUGUUGAAAUAAUAUUUUGUGAAUAUUGAUAGCAAAGUAGGUAUCAUUGCUCUCGAAAAUAAGUUCUCUCUCAAUCGGCAAUGACCGUGAUAUUUGCAUUCUUCAUCUACAAAUAAUAAAUGAUAUAGAAAUAUUCC
Phaedon cochleariae (mustard beetle) is the source of this 5317-nucleotide messenger RNA. The record is from the annotation of a GenBank genome assembly. Lineage: Eukaryota; Metazoa; Arthropoda; Insecta; Coleoptera; Chrysomelidae.